AUGAUAGCUCAAAGAUCAUCUUCAAAAUGUUUACUUGAAAAGUUAGAUAUAUCAUACCCAAUUUUCCAGUCUCCGAUGGCCGGAGUAUCCACUCCUGAGAUGGCCUCGGCAGUGACUAAUUCCGGUGGUCUUGGAGCUAUUCCAUUAGCUCCAAUCAACUUCCUACAUCCAAACUCAAUUGACAAGUUAAAAUCACUUAUUGACCUGUACACUUUGGGCUUAGCCAAUAAGAACAAUUCAAAUACAAUAAACUUGAAUUUUUUUUGUCAUAAAGUUGAACCUGAGCCUAUAUCAUCUGAGAUUGCGAAUUGGAAAACCCUUUAUCAAAAUGCACUAAAUUUACCUGAAUCCAUACUUGGUAAAACCAAAUUCACCAAUGGCAAUAUUUCAUUCAGAGAAACUGAACAAGAUGAACAAUCUUUAGGGAAACUAUUUGAUUUUCUCGAGCAAUAUAAGCCAAAAUUAACAAGUUUCCAUUUCGGAGUACCUUCACAUGCCACAAUUGCCAAACUUCAUGAGUUGGAUGCUAUGGUGUUUGUUACUGCAACAUCAAUAGACGAAGUUCGUGUACUUUGUGAAGGAGGAGAAGGAGGAGAAGGAGGAGGAGGAGUUGAUGGAAUAAUCCUUCAAGGAUACGAGGCCGGUGGUCAUCGAGGAAACUUCCUUACGAAAUCCAUAUGGGACGAAAACUUAUCAACACAAUCACUAUUCCAAAAGACAAAACAAUACGUUGAAAAGCUUGAGCAAGAUAAACGACCUUUCUUAGUUCCAGCAGGUGGCAUAAUGAAUACAUCACAAAUCAAUUGGUAUAUAAAGAAUGGAGCAAGUGCAUGCCAACUAGGCACGGUAUUCCUCGCAUCUCCAGAAUCAACAACAUCUAGUUUUUUCAGCAAAUUAACCCAAGCCACCCCAGUAUUAAAUAAUACUAUAAUGAUUGACGUAGUCUCUGGUAAACCUGCGAGAUGUAUACGCACCGAGUUUAUCGAUAACUUGUAUAAAGAAUACCAAAGUGGGCCAAAGAGUUUACCACCUUAUGGCUACAUGUAUAGUGCCUACAAACAGUUGAAAACUAUAGCAGAAACAGCAGAACCAGACACCACGUUGCGGUUUGCAUUGAAUAAAGAUAUAGGAUUUUAUCUAGCUGGUCAGAACUUUUACCAACUUGAAAAAGGUCUGACCCGCGAAAUCAUGAAGAAACUAACUACCAAUUUGGAACAGGAUUUACAGCCAUGA
Lodderomyces oxycetoniae is the source of this 1233-nucleotide messenger RNA. RefSeq names its product putative nitronate monooxygenase. Lineage: Eukaryota; Fungi; Ascomycota; Pichiomycetes; Serinales; Debaryomycetaceae. The record is from RefSeq and is a predicted model, not a curated record. Bases 1 to 1233 code for a protein of 410 amino acids. The transcript has a single exon. Gene Ontology annotation, molecular function: nitronate monooxygenase activity.